GAGCGGAGCAGCUACAGUGGUGAGACACACGUAUAGGAGUUCGGUCCAUCUCUACCGCAGCUAGCUAACCCCGCAGCAAGGCCACUGCGGGAAGAUGGCGACGGAAAAAGCAAAGCAUGAUGGAAGAGUUAAAAUUGGACAUUACAUUCUCGGAGACACCCUCGGAGUGGGGACAUUUGGAAAGGUUAAAGUGGGCCAACAUGAGCUGACCAAGCACCAAGUGGCGGUGAAGAUCUUGAACAGGCAGAAGAUCCGAAGUUUGGACGUGGUGGGAAAGAUUCGCCGGGAGAUCCAGAACCUCAAGCUUUUCAGGCACCCUCACAUAAUUAAACUGUAUCAGGUUAUCAGCACCCCUACAGAUAUUUUCAUGGUGAUGGAGUAUGUCUCAGGGGGAGAGCUCUUUGACUACAUCUGCAAAAAUGGAAAGUUGGAUGAAAAGGAGAGUCGGCGACUGUUCCAGCAGAUCAUUUCAGCAGUAGACUACUGCCACAGACACAUGGUGGUACAUCGAGACCUUAAGCCAGAAAAUGUGUUACUUGAUGCACAUAUGAAUGCCAAGAUUGCAGACUUUGGUUUGUCAAACAUGAUGUCAGAUGGAGAGUUCCUGAGAACAAGUUGUGGUUCCCCUAACUAUGCUGCUCCUGAGGUCAUCUCAGGAAGGUUAUAUGCUGGUCCAGAGGUGGAUAUCUGGAGUAGCGGGGUCAUUCUCUAUGCCUUGUUGUGUGGAACACUUCCCUUUGAUGAUGAUCACGUGCCAACACUUUUUAAGAAGAUCUGUGAUGGGAUCUUCUUCACCCCGCAGUAUCUGAACCCUGCAGUGAUAAGCCUACUUAAACACAUGCUGCAGGUGGACCCAAUGAAAAGAGCCACCAUCAAAGAGAUCCGAGAGGAUGAGUGGUUCAAACAAGAUCUACCUAAGUACUUGUUCCCUGAGGACCCCUCCUAUAGCAACAACAUGAUUGAUGACGAGGCCCUGAAGGAGGUGUGUGAGAAGUUUGAGUGUACAGAGGAGGAGGUCCUUGCCUGCAUAUACAGUCGCAACCAUCAGGACCCACUGGCUGUCGCCUACCAUCUCAUCAUUGACAAUCGUCGCAUCAUGAGUGAAGCCAAGGAUUUCUACUUAGCAUCUAGCCCUCCUGACUCUUUCCUAGAUGACCAACACCUGACUUCGUCAGGUGCAGCCAUAGUCAAGCCUCACCCUGAGCGCGUACCUUUUCUCGUGGCGGAGACUCCUCCCAGGAGUAUCCGCCACACACUGGAUGAACUGAACCCCCAGAAAUCCAAGCACCAGGGUGUUAGGAGGGCCAAGUGGCACCUGGGUAUACGCAGUCAAAGUAGACCAAAUGAUAUCAUGACGGAAGUGUGCCGUGCAAUGAAACAGCUGGAUUAUGAAUGGAAGGUUGUGAAUCCAUAUUAUCUGCGUGUGAGAAGGAAGAAUCCUGUUACUGGGAUGCUAGCCAAGAUGAGCCUUCAGUUGUACACAGUGGACAGUAGAACCUACCUCCUUGACUUCCGUAGCAUAGACGAUGAUAUGUUGGAGACAAAAUCUGGAACUGCUACACCUCUCCGCUCUGGCUCUGUGGGCAACUACCGGACCACUAUUAAGAACGAUGUAGAUGGAGCAGAGCUUCCAGGUACGCCUAGUACUGUGCACCCCACCAAGACCGCAGAAGGCUCCUUGACAUCAUCGUUGACCUCAUCCAUUGAUUCAACAGGAGGCGGGGACAACGCAUCUGUACCACGACCAGGAAGCCACACCAUCGAGUUCUUUGAGAUGUGUGCAAAUCUUAUUAAACUACUUGCACGAUAGCUUACAAAACAAUCGCUAGCCUUUUUUUCCUCUGAGUGUCUUUAUAGCAAUAAGCAUGCAACCGAAUCGUGGCUCGGUUCAUCCUGGCUGAGGAUGAAGUGAUUGUUCCAUGGCACUGAUGCAGGUCGGUCUAUCCUAAGCUGAAGGGAUGUAUACUGAGCUGACUGGGGAUGCAAGGGGCUACUGGGGAAAGACAAAUGACUAGCUAAUUAAUUGGCUAGGACAGAACAGCAUUUAGGAACGGGGUUUUACAAUUUCCUGAACAAUUUACAUCCCAACUAUACAUAUAUGCGCAAGUGAUUACACUGAAUUUUCUGUACUGUAGUCAGUGAGCACUGCUUUUAAGUACAGAGGGCAAAAUCACAUUCUUGCCUGCAGAGAAGGAAGCCACAUGUUGAGGUUGGGAGUUUGGGUGGCAAUCGUUGGAUGCAGGAAGCACUUUUGCACAAGUUUCUUUUAUUUCCUGCUGCUCUUGUUUUUGUUCUUUCAGUAGGGAUCGGAGAAUUGGUGCACGUGCACUGGGGCACUGUAACUAGGGUGGCCAUACUCAUCACAUUCAUUGGACUCUGAAGAAGUGCAGUGAAUCCUGUAUUUCUGUCCUGCAUCAGAGACUAAAGAAUGUGUUGAUCAAAUUUAUGUUAGGUUUUUUUUUUUGUUUUUUUGUUUUUUUUUUUUAGAAAUUCAAGUUGUCAGAGACUAAAUUUCAUGGUUUUGUUCUGUCAAAAAAAAUUUGUUUGAAUUUGUCUGUCCCUUUCAUUUUUAUAUAUAAAGACGUAAAUAUAUUUAUCAGUGCAUUAACUAGGUGGAGUGUUGGUUCUAAAGGAAUUGAUUUUUUUUUUCUUUUUUUUUUUUUUCCUUUCUUGCAUUAAGAUGUAUUGCUGGAUGGUAUAUAUUUUUCUUUUUUUUACGGUCUGGCUUGUAAAUCAAUAUUAGUUUUAUUUCAUUCAAUCACAGUUAUUCUGAUACAUGAUUGUCUUUAAACUUUAGAGAGCUUUUACUGUUUGAGAGUUAUUUUGCCACGACAGUCAAAAUCUAGAAAUAUAACUUUCUGUGUCACAUAUUAGAAUGACAAGUUGAUUUUGACUUUCAUUAUAUUUUCUUUUUGUUUUGGUUUUUGUUUUAGAUUAAUGAAUAGGAUUUCAGUAUGAUUACUAAGUGAAAUGCCUUUUGCCUACCUUUGUCUUGUAAAUGCCAAUCCAUCACACAUGUAUAGGCCUCAGGGCUCAGUGAGUAGUAGCAAUUACAUGCAGUGCGUGGACAAUGUCUGUUGGCAAGCGGAUACAUCCAAAAUGUCAUUUUUGGACAUGUUUUAUUCCCCUAUACAUUCCCUUGAAGGUUGACCUGGUUAUAGGUUUUAUGUUUUUAAACUUGAAACAGACUUGUGAGCUUGGAGUGAUAAAGACCUGUUGGGUAGAUCACACUUCUGGUGAUAUUAUGCUUGCAAGCUCACAAAGUAGAGUUCAGUAUGUCUUUGAUUAUAAGUAUGAUGUGUCUCAGUCCAUUCCCUCUCCAUGGUCUUAAAGUUUUAAGUAGUGUCUGUUUGGCUGCCUUAUCAUCAGUACUGUUUGAGUUUUAUGUCAGUAAAAGUUGGAAAUUAUGCUGGUCAGAAUUCUUGGUGCGGUUUUGAGGACUAAAGUCAGCUAAUUACAGUCUCUUUAUGAUUAAUUUAUUGGUUAUUCUAGGUGUUUUUGCUUUACCAUAAAGGGAAAAAUCUAACUGCAAAAACCUAAAAUAUCUGAUCAUGUCAUCUAUUUUAUAGUUAUCACUAACUGCUGCCAUGUUAAAAAAAAAAAAAAAAAAAAAAAAAGGCAACAAGGAUAAUCAUAAUUUUUAAGAAAUUGUAUUUUUUCAUUUAAUUUCAACAUGUCCUUACUGUAAAGUCAGAAACUUACGAAGUUUAAGAAAUGUCAGCAGUUGAAGUCUUUAUACUGUUAAGCUCUCAACAGAUUUAAAAAUCCAUAUCUCAGUUGUAUGAACAAUUUACAUUUCUGCGAUAUAAUUCAACAAAAGCUAAAAGUGUCAGUUAAUGUGACCAUCUUGUAUCUUUUGCUUAAGUUCAUAUUUGAGCUACAUGUUUCAGAGAAAGAAAAUAUAGGGAUCGUGCUAAAGGCACACACACUAUAUGGUCUUGGAGUUGCAAGUUCUGAUAAAAAUUAGCUUCAUGGCUUACUUGAUUUGUUUUGAUUGAGAUGAAAUUGUGCUUUUUUUUUUUUUUUUUUUUUGGCAUCUGAUGGAGUAAUGUUCUAGUGGUCUAUUCAGUUCAGCAUCUGUUUCAAAGAAUUAUUCUGUUAUUGUUUGGUGUAUAAGGGGACCCAACCAGACUGACCAGUGUAAAUCUGAAUGGACAGUAUUGAAUCAUUUAUAUACACAACUGCAUAAUAAACUGCUAAACUGCA
Molecule: messenger RNA, 4206 nt
Organism: Archocentrus centrarchus (flier cichlid)
Lineage: Eukaryota; Metazoa; Chordata; Actinopteri; Cichliformes; Cichlidae
Gene: prkaa1
Product: protein kinase, AMP-activated, alpha 1 catalytic subunit
Exons: 9
Coding region: 95-1810 (571 amino acids)
Biological process (GO): intracellular signal transduction; protein phosphorylation
Cellular component (GO): cytoplasm
Molecular function (GO): protein serine/threonine kinase activity; ATP binding
Source: RefSeq, a predicted model, not a curated record